Molecule: messenger RNA, 2988 nt
Organism: Capsella rubella
Lineage: Eukaryota; Viridiplantae; Streptophyta; Magnoliopsida; Brassicales; Brassicaceae
Exons: 8
Source: RefSeq, a predicted model, not a curated record
UCUGACACUUUUGUGGUGUGUUAGUCUAAUUCAUGGUGAGAGAACAAUCUCGAAUUGUUUUGAUCUAUAGAAAUGGAUUUUCAUGGAAUGAAGAGGAAGCAAUUACAAAGUUUAUGCAAGAAGCAUGGGAUACCAGCUAACUUGAAGAAUGUUGAGAUGGCUAAUAGACUCGCUUCUGCUUUCGAGGGAUGCCAGCGGAAGAACGUUGGAACGCAUAGCAGAGGGAUUAAUGUUCAAGAUCUUCAAGAAAGUGGUGUUGAGCUAAAGCGGUCAACAAGGAUUUUGGCUACGGGGAUAACAGUAGCUGGAUCUAAUGAAAAUGACGUUUCAAAAGCUCCCAAGGUCCCAAGGCCUGGUGAUACUCAAGAAGACUGUAAAGGAACAGAACUGAUGGGUUUGGAACAGUUUGAGAAUGAGGAUAUCUCACAAGGAUGUGAUCAGGAUGGGGUCAAGUUAGUAAAAAAUGCUCAAAAUCUGUCUAAGCAGCGUGAAAAGAGUCUCAGUGAACUCCUCCUAGUUGAUGGCCAAGUGCACAAGUGUGGUAAACAACCAAGGAGAACUUUUGGAGAUGGUCGCCAGGAUCAAAACCUUCUAAGAAGUUUGACGCACACUAUGUUAGAUAAUACUCUAGGUCAAGCAGAUGGAGCCUAUGUUGAUAAUGUGAAGAAGUCAAAUGUAAAUGAUGAAAUUCAGGUCAGUGUUAUAUCUACUAGGAAGGAUGAUUCAUUUGAGGCUCCAAUAAAAGCUAUCCUGGAAAAUUCAGCUGAACAUUGGAAAGAGACUAACCCAAGCAAAGAUGAUGAGAAAAGUUCCUCAGAGAAGGAUGUACAAGCAACAAAUUUACAUGGAAACUUUUUUGAAACCAACAGUGCAGAAGAAGAAAUGGAGAUUGCUAAGGUCGGUUGUCAGGGUGCUGGUCAUUGUGAGGAACAAUCACCAGAAAUGUUUUUGGAUGAGUAUGCUCAGUGGGAUCCAGAAGAAGCAGGGGACACUCAUGUGAAAGCUAUUAGCUCAUCCAAGACAGUGAAUCAAGAAUUUGUAGAAGAUAUGCCACAAGGAAUGGCCAAGGAGGACUCACCUUCUACAUCAGAAUCUGAUUUGAGUUCUAAGAAUGCUUUGGAUUCUGCACGGGCAGUUUUAGGUGAUAUUUCAAACACUCAAGAUUUGGAUUCUCAACUUCUGAAAAGAGAACAUGAGCAAAAAACAUGUCUGAUGGAUGUGACUAUGGGUAAAGGGGAAGCAUCUUCAUUGUCUGAGUUUCUUGUUGAGCGCUCAGUAGCGAAAAUACGCCCUGAUAACGGCACGAUUGAUUGUUAUCUAUCUGUGGAAAAGACUACGCCUCCUGCUUUAGUACAGUUAGGGGUGCCGCCUUCUAGCAAUAUCAAUGACAAGGAUAUGGUUUCGACAGUUCUCACCGCGGAAAAUAUUGAAACCAAGGCAAUCAUGGAAAAUUCAUCUGAAUGCCGAUCAAGCAAAGAUGGUCUGACACUGACAUGUUCCUUAAAGAAGACAACACAAGCAGAAAAUCUUCAUGAUAGCUUCUCUGGAUACAACACUGAGAUUAGUAAGGUUGGUUGUACCAGUUUUGGUGAUUGUGUAAAUCUGGAUAUCCUCGAUGAAGUCAAGGGUGAGGUUCUGCGGAAAUCGGAGCAAAGAAGUUCUUAUGAAAGAUGUUACAAACUUAAUGCGUUAGAGCUAAGAAGAUGCUCGGCAACUGAUUAUACUUCUCACUCUCUUGAGGAAAAAAAAGUUUCAAAGCGUUUUGAGGAAUCUGACACGUCCUCUAACCCAGAGAGGCACAUGCUGAUUGGAGACUCCAAACUAGAUGGAAGAAAAAACAUAGGAGAUUAUUCUGCUAGCACUUGCGAAGAGUUUUUUUUCACUUCUCUAGAGAGAAAACAAUUUUUAGUAAACUUUGAACGAUACAGUGCUGGAAAGCAAGAACAAAAGGAGGUUAACGGCAGUGUGAUUGAGGAAAGUCUUGUUGCAGCUCCAGAUCUCAGAGAAAAAACCAUUGCUAGCUCAAGCGGUUGUAUAACAUCCAAAAUUUCUUACAGCCAUGACUUUAAUGCCGGGAAAGAGACUGCAGAUUCAGAGUUAAUGCUAAAUGAUUGUCAGGCAGAGGGUGUUGUCGGUCUAGAUACUACACUAGGGACAUCAAAGAAAAGCAGAGAGCAUUGUCCACAUGUUGACUUGAUAAAUAUUUUUGAUUUUGACACUGAGGAGGCAGAGACAAUCAUGGGAGCCGAAAGAAAUGUUUCCAUUAGAUCCUACGUUACCUUACCAGCCAAAGGUAACUCCGAAGAAGUUCCUAGCUACCUUGAAGCUGCUGGUCACUGUUCCAUGGUGUCUGAAGAACCUGGUCUUUCCACAGACAUUCAGAAUCAGGCACAUGUUUCAUUGGAGGGAUUGGCAAUAACAACAGACAAUGAUGAAACAGAUGAGCAAACAAAGAAGAUUCAAAAAGGCUUCGAAGGAAAUUUUCGGUUGAACACCUCAUGUGUCUCUUAUGUCUCUGAAAAGAUAUGCAUCUUAGCUGGAACAGAGAAUGAAGAUUAAGCAGCUAGUCCAAUUGCUGAUGCCUUUGAGAAAACCAUCUCUCUGAUCCCUAAUGAAUCUACUGUUCAGAAUAAUAUGAAGGAAAAAGAUAAGGAAAUGAUCAGGAGAGAAGCUAGGCCUGAGACCAGAAAGGAGUAUUUGAACAUUGAUGAAUCGGGUGCGUUAUCCAAGAUGCAAGUAAGAAGAGAAUCAAGCUUGACUUACAGAACGCAAGUGAAGCCUAAAAUACAUGACAUGAAAGAGAAUGCACCAAACUCAAGGAUUGUGCGUAAUCUUAACGUAACAGCUCCAAGAACAUCAAAGAGACACCCGCUCCAAGACUUGACGAAGAACUAGAAUCUGCAUAUCUCAUGCAGUUUUGGGCCUUGUCUAAACUUUCUCCUCUUUGCUAUAAUAAUUUCUUUUUCUAUUUCUAUUUAUGUACUGUGA